GGCCUACUAUGUGCCGACAAUCGUUAUACCUGGCUCCCAUGUCCGAACCCCGACCUUCAGUCGUCAGGCAGGAAGUCCGAUCGAUAAAAUUAUGGGCGUGUUAGCCAGAAACGAAGAAAAGAUGCAGGUCAAUCACCAGGCUCUCCUUCCACCAUGUCCACCUACGCUAUCCUUGGCGCCACAGGCAACUGUGGCACAGCUCUCAUCGACAACCUGUUGCGCACCGAAGACGCCAAAAUCAACGCCUACUGCCGCAACAAGUCCAAAUUAAUCCAAAAAGUCCCCGCGGUCGCCGACAACAAGCGCGUGAAGGUCUACGAGGGAAAUAUCUACGAUAUCGAUCUCUUGGCCGAAUGCAUCCGCGACACGCGCGCCAUCUUCCACGUCGUGACGACGAACGAUAACGUUCCCGGGUGCCAUGUCGGCCUCGACACAGCAAAGAGCAUCAUCGCCGCGAUCGAGAAGCUGAAGCUACAUGGCCAGAUCCCCGCACCACUCCCCAGGAUCCUCCUCCUCUCUUCCGGGACGAUUGACGACCAUCUGAGUCGACACAUGCCGUGGUGGUUCCGACCGAUCCUCCGUACAGCCGCGUCGCACGUCUACCAGGACCUGCGCAGGACGGAGGCCUACCUUCGCGCGCAGGAGGAUCUGGUCUCGACGAUCUUCAUCAAGCCUGGGGGGCUCGCCGUGGAUGCGCAACGGGGUCAUGAGCUGAAUCUGGAUCACGAUGAGUCAUUUGUGUCGUAUCUUGAUCUGGCGGCGGGGAUGAUUGAGGCGGCCGAUGACGAUGAGGGUCGCUACGAGAUGAAGAAUGUCAGCGUGGUGAAUAAAGAUGGGUCGGCCAAGUUCCCCUCUGGUACCCCGUUGUGCAUUGCUACCGGUCUGGCGAGACAUUUCUUUCCUUUUUUGCAUGCCUAUCUGCCCUCUACUGGGCCUAGCUAGCG
Aspergillus homomorphus CBS 101889 is the source of this 944-nucleotide messenger RNA. RefSeq names its product NAD(P)-binding oxidoreductase. The transcript has a single exon. The record is from RefSeq and is a predicted model, not a curated record. Lineage: Eukaryota; Fungi; Ascomycota; Eurotiomycetes; Eurotiales; Aspergillaceae. The coding region runs from base 154 to 942 and encodes 262 amino acids.